CUCAUCUGAAUACAACACAGUACAUUCCCAGGUCAGCACCCUUUGCUAGAAACUAGUAAAACUCCAAUGGCGUCCCAAAUUGAGAGCCACCGCUCCGGCGCAGAGGUUGUCACCGGAGACGCCAUCUGCAAGAAGAAAUCCAUCGAGCUGCUGGAAGAGCUCGGCCUCCCCAAGGGCCUCCUGCCCAUGGAGGACGUCCAGGAGUUUGGGUACAACCGCGCCACGGGGUUCAUGUGGCUGGUGCAGAGGAAGAAGAAGGUUGAGCACACGUUCAAGAAGAUCAAGCAGACCGUGUCCUACGCCACUGAGGUAACGGCAUUUGCUGAGAAGGGCAAGCUGCGGAAGAUCACUGGCGUCAAGACCAAGGAGCUGAUGCUCUGGCUCAGCGUUGUUGAUGUCUAUGUUCCCGAGGCCUCGCCGGAGAAGGUCACCUUCAAGACCGGCACUGGCCUUUCUGAUAGCUUUGAUGCCACUGCCUUUGCGCUCGGGGAGUAAACACAGAUUCAGUUACUUAAUUAGAAAUGAUGCCGGUUGCGUAAUCGUACUAUCUAUAAUCUAUGUUGAUGGUGCUACAUAUGUAUGAUGCAAUAUCUGUCCUUCUUUGUUUUUGUGUUGGAACGAUGCACGUAUAAGUAUGUUUCUUAUUACCCGUAUGGAGUUUGUAACUUUGUAUC
Messenger RNA from Panicum hallii, 674 nucleotides. RefSeq lists its product as uncharacterized. The transcript has a single exon. The coding region runs from base 67 to 495 and encodes 142 amino acids. Lineage: Eukaryota; Viridiplantae; Streptophyta; Magnoliopsida; Poales; Poaceae. The record is from RefSeq and is a predicted model, not a curated record.